AUGCUGCCCGCCCUGGGAUCGCGGUUUCCGCUCCUUCUCGCAUCCAUCUUUGGCGGAACCGUUGUGUUAUCUGUGUUCGUCUUUGUCGCCUGGCACUCAGGACCGCGUCCGGCUUUUCCCAGGGUUUCUUCCUCCGCAUUUUCCAACGUAGGGCACUCGAAAUCGCCGCAAUCGUUUGCUGCCGCCGUUUCAUAUUUGUUCUCCGAGCUGAAGACACCUGUGGAUGAGCCUGCAAUAGACGAUGGAACUGGUAAGAAGAAAGCGCUCCGGCUCCCAAAUGAGCCGCGCUUCAGGGAGCCAUUGGGGAAGAAAAUCCUGAUCUUGGAUCUCGACACGAGACCGCUCGAGUCAACCGAAGACUACAACAAGGGCACGUUUGACUGGCGCACACUCGAGCAUGUUCCAGCUGGUGUCUUCGAGCACUAUGUAUACGCCCAGGUCCACGGAUACGACUACAAGUUCAUUCAAGCGCCGAAUUUUCAGGAUCGCCACGCUACAUGGAUCAAGCCAAGUGCUCUCGCGAAUGAGAUCAACAACUACAAGUUUAUUGUGUUCCUCGACGCCGAUGCCGCCUUUCGCUGGCUACACGUGCCGAUCGAAUGGAUGCUGAACUAUUGGAAAAUUCAGCCCGAACACUCGCUUACAAUGGCGCUCGAUCCCUGGGACGAGAAGGAACCUCAGUGUAAUUCCGAUCGUUUCAACCGUACCUACACCAACACUGGCUUCAUCGUGGCACAGAACAACGAGCACACCAUGCAGAUAUUAAAGGACUGGCAUGAAUGCCCGGACGACACAAAGUACCCGGGCUGCUCCCAAUGGAAAAAACCCAGAUUCCACGAACAGAGCGCGUUCGGCGAAUACGUUCGCUACGACUACGAACAGUACAUCAAGGAGUUGCCUUGCGCCGAGGCCAACGGUUUCCCUGGAGUCGAAGUUUCACAUUGCCAAGGACAAUUCAUCAGACACUACUGGUUCGAUAAGUGGCGCGUCAAGGAGGAUUUCCGUGAGAACAUCAUGCAAGCAUUUACCAUGAAAAUACAACAAAUCUUCGCCGAAGAUAACGGAACCGUCAUCCAUAAGACGGGCAAGAAUGUAAUACACGCAUGA
Westerdykella ornata is the source of this 1107-nucleotide messenger RNA. RefSeq lists its product as uncharacterized. NCBI's taxonomy places the organism in Eukaryota, Fungi, Ascomycota, Dothideomycetes, Pleosporales, Sporormiaceae. The coding region runs from base 1 to 1107 and encodes 368 amino acids. The record is from RefSeq and is a predicted model, not a curated record. Gene Ontology annotation, biological process: protein N-linked glycosylation. Gene Ontology annotation, cellular component: Golgi membrane. Gene Ontology annotation, molecular function: glycosyltransferase activity. The transcript has 2 exons.